GUCCCACACAAGUAUAUGUACAGGGACACCAACAUGUCGGCCAGCAAUGGUAAGUGUACACCUGUAACAUAUGAUAGGUGAUGUCCAACAGUGACUGUCCCACACAAGUACAGGUACAGGGACACCAACAUGUCGGCCAGCAGUGGUAAGUGUACACCUGUAACAUAUGAUAGGUGAUGUCCAACAGUGACUGUCCCACACAAGUACAGGUACACCAACAUGUCGGCCAUAGUGGUAAGUGUACACCUGUAACAUAUGAUAGGUGAUGUCCAACAGUGACUGUCCUACACAAGUACAGGUACAGGGGCACCAACAUGUCGGCCAGCAGUGGUAAGUGUACACCUGUAACAUAUGAUAGGUGAUGUCCAACAGUGACUGUCCCACACAAGUACAGGUACAGGGACACCAACAUGUCGGCCAGCAGUGAUAAAGACGCCAUGGAAUCCUUUAAGGAAGAGCUAGUCAGGCGGAUGAAGAAUACCAAGUUAUUUCCAUUUUAUGGACUGCUGGCGUUUUACUAUCUGACAUAUCUUCCAUUCUGGAACUAUCCUCCCGUCACCUUCUCAGCUGCAUUCUUCAAAGCACUUCCAAUCUGGAGUCUUGCAUUUUUCGUACGACAGAAUGCCGGUGUCCAACCAUCAGAUAUAUUCCCAAAGGACUAUUAUUCGAAGUUCGUCAUGCUAGGUUUGUUAAUAUCGAGCGUUGGCGACGCUUGUUUAGUAUCGAGAUACGCUCUCUUCAUACCAGGCAUGUUGGCCUUCAUGAUAGCGCAUGGCUGUUACCUGCUGGCUUUUGGGCCUAGCAAAGUUCCCGAGAGUAGAAUAAAGUCAUUGUAUGUCCUUGCUGGUGUGGCAUCCUUCUGCUUUAUAUCUGAUGCUAUCAACAGCUAUGUAAUGCAGGCGAUUGUGUUAUGCUACUUUGUGAUGAUAUUCAUUGUAGGAUGGAGAGCACAGGCGCGCUAUGAACACACACAAACAUACUCAGCCUUGUUUGGUUGUCUCGGAAUGCUGUUUUUCAUGUUUUCUGACUUCAUUAUAGCGACCGACAAAUGGAAAUCCUACGUGCCUUUUUCUGAAUUUAUUGUGCUGAGUUUUUACUACAUGGCCCAGUUUUGCAUUGCCAUAAGCACAGAAGUGGAUGAGCCGCUGGAACGAGAAUGAUUUCCAUAUGUGUAAUACUGACACAGAGAAAAUGUUUGUGGAAGGUGGGAGUGAGGAGUAGGAGUGAAAGAAGAAAAGUCCACGAGUACGUGAUGGUCUCUCACAUCUUCACCAAACCUAUGUUUUAUACAUAAAUAUAACAAAGAUGCACCAUCAGGAAAUUGUUGAUUAAAUAUCAACAACAUUUAUCCUGAAAUCAUAAUAUUGAUAUACUCUAAGUUUUCGUUUGAUUUUUUGAAGGUACUAUGUAAUAUUAAUAUUUAACUGGAGGGAUAAAUGGUGAUAGCUUAACUCCUAUUUGUGGAUAAGAGACAAAAUACUGUGUCAUAAUAGAAAGUUGUGUAGAGUAUGUGAGAUUCCUAAAUGCAUGGACGUUUCGCGAAAGCCACUCGAAAAUGUUCGUGCUUAACAUGUGCUGAAGCGUUUUUGUUGACUUUGUUGCUGUAAGAAACGUGCCCCAUUAUACAAACUCCUCAGUAGCGGCUCCAACCUGUACUUAUGUUUAACGGAUACUUUACAUUAACCACAGGCUAUUCAGUAAUAAAAUGAUAAUCUGCUUUGAUGUCUUGGAAGCUUAAUGGGGACAAAAUAACAACGUUAGAUUUCCUGUGUUGUGGACUACUAUUUGUCUUGCUUUACCGAAUUGCUAAAGUAUUAAUAUCACAUAUACGUUGAAAGCAUGCCAUCUUGUUCAUCAGAAUGUGAGUGCCUGAAGCUAAAAUAGUAUUAAAACGUAACUGGUUUUGACGGU
This is a messenger RNA of Pecten maximus, 1911 nucleotides long. RefSeq names its product lysoplasmalogenase-like protein TMEM86A. NCBI's taxonomy places the organism in Eukaryota, Metazoa, Mollusca, Bivalvia, Pectinida, Pectinidae. The record is from RefSeq and is a predicted model, not a curated record. Gene Ontology annotation, cellular component: membrane. The transcript has 2 exons. The coding region runs from base 411 to 1160 and encodes 249 amino acids.